GCUCGAUCUCUUCGUCCUGUUCGAUCCUUUGUUGUCGAAUCUUUGUGCUCGAUCGAACCUGCGCUUCAAGUCUGGAUCUUGGAAGCUCGUUUGGAUCCCUCGCUCUUCGUGUUGGCUGCUGUCUCGUCGAGGAAAGCGAUUUCUGUUCUGAAAUCCAAAAAAAUCCAUCUUUUUCGAUGGUGGGUUAGGUUUCCGCUGUCAAUUUCUCGCGCCGAUCAAUCCCGUCAAUCAUCGACAGCCCCCUUCCAAGUUUCCACUUUUCGCGAGACAUUGGAGUUCGAGAUUUGCGCCUUCCUCUUGCUGCUCGACGCGAUCCGUUUCCGGCAUUGUUGUUGGCUCAAAUCCGGUCGCCUCUCUUUUCCCUAAUUUGCGCUGGAAGGCCCUGUUGAUGAAAUCCGUUCGGUGAAGGGCAUUUCCAUUAAUAGCCGCUCUGUGACCUUUAUGAACGUCGCCGCCCAUCUUCGCCGAAUCUGCUUCCUCCAAUCCUUCUCCGUGGUGCUCCUCUACUGGUUCUAUGUCUUCUCCUGAGCCAAAGAUUUGAUCUUGGUCGCUCGAUUUUCGAUAAAGGAAGAAUCCGCCUUUCAAGCCUCGCAGUCGCCGAUCGAAGCGGAAACGAGAUGUCCGGGUCGGAGAUGGAGGAGAGGCAGCGGAAGCGGAAGCUCUCGAACAGGGAAUCGGCGCGGAGAUCGCGGAUGAGGAAGCAGCAGCACCUGCAAGAUCUGGCGAACCAGGUGGCGCACCUGACGAAAGAUAACGCCGAUAUCGUGGCGCAGGUGGGGGCGCUGAGCCAGCAUCACCAGCGCCUGGAGGCGGAGAACUGCGAUCUCCGGGCGCAGGCGGAGAGGCUGGAGAGGAGGAUGCAGUCGCUCAGCGCGGUGCUCCGCCUGGCGGCAGAUCUCGGUGGCGUGGCCAUGGACGAACAGGGAAUGCUGCAGCGCCGCCGGGAGGCCUUCCCUUCAAUGGGUGACGAUGGGGGGUGGUUCGUGUAAGGAAUAGCUAGCAAUGAAACACGCACUUGGUUUAUGAUAGAAGCAAUUAAUUUCUAUUUAUAUCUCUUUUU
Molecule: messenger RNA, 1060 nt
Organism: Zingiber officinale
Lineage: Eukaryota; Viridiplantae; Streptophyta; Magnoliopsida; Zingiberales; Zingiberaceae
Product: bZIP transcription factor 44-like
Exons: 1
Coding region: 618-989 (123 amino acids)
Biological process (GO): positive regulation of DNA-templated transcription
Cellular component (GO): nucleus
Molecular function (GO): DNA-binding transcription factor activity; transcription cis-regulatory region binding
Source: RefSeq, a predicted model, not a curated record